AUGAGCAGAAGUUUGGGUAUUCCGGUAAAGCUACUCCAUGAAGCCUCCGGUCACGUCGUUACGGUGGAGCUCAAGAGCGGCGAACUCUAUAGAGGUAACAUGAUCGAGUGCGAAGACAACUGGAACUGUCAACUCGAAAGCAUCACUUACACUGCUAAGGAUGGGAAAACAUCACAACUUGAGCAUGUCUUUAUUCGAGGUAGCAAAGUCAGGUUUAUGGUCAUACCGGACAUGUUGAAGAACGCUCCUAUGUUUAAGCGUUUGGAUGCAAGAAUCAAGGGCAAGGGUGCUUCACUUGGUGUUGGCAGAGGCAGAGCAGUUGCAAUGCGAGCUAAGGCUCAAGCUGCUGGCCGCGGAGCUCCACCUGGUAGGGGUGUACCACCAGUGCGGAGAUGA
Molecule: messenger RNA, 396 nt
Organism: Lathyrus sativus (Indian pea)
Lineage: Eukaryota; Viridiplantae; Streptophyta; Magnoliopsida; Fabales; Fabaceae
Source: the annotation of a GenBank genome assembly